Molecule: messenger RNA, 1349 nt
Organism: Ipomoea nil (Japanese morning glory)
Lineage: Eukaryota; Viridiplantae; Streptophyta; Magnoliopsida; Solanales; Convolvulaceae
Product: zinc finger protein WIP2-like
Exons: 2
Coding region: 55-1161 (368 amino acids)
Biological process (GO): anatomical structure development; regulation of gene expression
Cellular component (GO): nucleus
Molecular function (GO): DNA-binding transcription factor activity
Source: RefSeq, a predicted model, not a curated record
UUAGCUUCCCAUCCACUUUACUGUUUCUCCUACUACUACCCUCACAUCAUCAUCAUGAGUGAUCCCUACACCAAUUACAAUUAUUUCCAUGGUUGCUUCAAUAAUUUCAACCCUUUUCACCAUCACCCUCCUUCUUCUUCCUCCUCCUCCUCUCCUCCAUCAUCUUUUCACUCCUACAACUACAACUUCCAAUUCCCCCCACCUUCUCCACCUCUCAAACAAGCUCUCCCUCUCCUCAGUUUAAGCCCAACAAGGCCUGCCCAGCAAGAUUCAUCAUCAUCUUUCUCCGCCAUGGAAGUUGAUGACGUCAGUGCCAAGAAUCAAGAGGACAGCGGCUUUGUGUCCAAUUAUGGCGAGGGAGAUGAGGAGGGAGAAGAAAGUGAUGUUAGUGUGGCUUUGCACUUGGGGCUCCCAGGCGAUGCUGAUCUCAUCUCAAGGCUUUCUUCUUAUUCAAACUCUGAGGAUAAUAAUAAUAAUAAUAUUAACAACAAGGUGGAAGAUCAAGAAGUGAGUGUGGUGGGUACUAAUCAUCAUCAGUACUGGUGUUCAUCAUCUUCUUCUUCUUCUUCUUCAUCUUCUCCCUCUACGAGCACUCUCCACAAGGGUCAGUAUUGGAUCCCCACCCCUGCCCAGAUUUUGAUUGGCCCUACACAGUUCUCUUGCCCUCUUUGCUUCAAGACUUUCAAUAGAUACAAUAACAUGCAGAUGCAUAUGUGGGGUCACGGAUCGCAGUACAGGAAAGGGCCGGAGUCUCUUCGGGGAACGCAGCCGACGGCGAUGCUCCGGCUGCCGUGCUACUGCUGCGCGGCGGGGUGCCGGAACAACAUCGACCACCCCAGGGCGAAGCCGCUGAAGGAUUUCCGAACCCUUCAGACGCAUUACAAGCGGAAGCACGGGAUCAAGCCGUUCAUGUGCCGGAAAUGCGGCAAAGCUUUCGCGGUGAGGGGCGACUGGCGAACCCACGAGAAGAACUGCGGCAAGCUCUGGUACUGCACCUGCGGCUCCGACUUCAAGCACAAGAGGUCCCUCAAAGACCACAUCAAGGCCUUCGGGGACGCCCACGCCGCCUACGCCAUCGACUGCUUCGACGAAGAAGACGAACCCGCUUCGGAAAUUGAGCAGGAUAACGAGCAUGAUGAAGAUCAGAUUAAUCAACCGUGAACCAUCGUCGCCGGCCGGCCGGCUGGAGACCUUAAUAUUUUUACUUAAAAGUUUUCACUGUCAACCCUAAAAAAAGUGGUUCAAAUUAAUGUUUAAUUUUAGUCUUUGGUGUGUGGGGAACCGAAUUGAAGUACAUUAGGAUUGAAUUAUUACUUUGAUUGCAAUCUAUACUUCAUUUUUUUGCCUUU